Messenger RNA from Doryrhamphus excisus (bluestripe pipefish), 11039 nucleotides. Its product is annotated as storkhead-box protein 2-like. Gene Ontology annotation, molecular function: RNA polymerase II transcription regulatory region sequence-specific DNA binding. NCBI's taxonomy places the organism in Eukaryota, Metazoa, Chordata, Actinopteri, Syngnathiformes, Syngnathidae. The record is from RefSeq and is a predicted model, not a curated record. Gene Ontology annotation, cellular component: nucleus; cytoplasm. Gene Ontology annotation, biological process: regulation of transcription by RNA polymerase II.
GCCAUGCUCCUCUCUCACAACACUGAGCACAGCGGAGGGUGAAGGGAGGAAAGAGAAGACAAAGGGGAAGUGGAGACAGCUUUCGCUCCAGUCUGGAUUUAUUUACCACACGCUGUUUAUUUUUAUUUUGCAGAUUUUUCUCGGUUCGACUUCCAUCAUUUCUCUGUUUAGCUUACCCGUUGUCACAUAGCAACACAUUUUCUUCCCUGAAGAUUGAAAGUGUUUUUUUUAAACACGAUCCUGGAGCAAAGUGGAUGGGUACAUGUUGAAAGCGAGGAGCUUUAUGUGGGUUUCCCAUGGAUGUUUUGUUGUUGUCGCUCUCUCUUGGCUGGCUUUCUUUUGUAUUAGCACGCCCUCCCACCUUCCCUUCUUCCCUCGCUUGGCUGCACAGGCUUUUCUGGGAUUCAUCGGUUUUCCCUUCCCAGGGACCCAACAGCGUCAUACACUGACUUUGCAUUCCGGCUUGGGAAAAAGAUGAUACAAAUCUUCCUUUUUUAAUCUUUUUUUUUUCUUAUAUUUGUGACACUGGAGGUAUUAGCUGUGCAAUGGUGGGCUGUGCAGUCAAUACAAUUUUGGUGACUGGAUAUAUUCCCUGCAUCAACGUGCCUUUAUGAAUCAAUGAUUCUUUUGCAUGAUGCUGACUGCCAAAAUUUGGAGUAUAUUUUUUUUCCACAACACAAUGCUGGUCUGAUUUUCAUGUAUUAAUUUAAUCCGCAAGCCCUGCAGAAUGGAAUUCACGUGAUGUAUUGCAGACAGGAAGCCUUUGGUUUGUUCUUUGGCUGAGAUAUUCCACUCGCUUGUUUUGACUCGGCAUUGUAGAAACAAUUCCCACCUGUUAUCUGCCAUUCCGGCGUGGUAAAAGGAUGAAGAAGACACACAGCAGCACGCUGAGGCGGGCAUGGCCCAGCUCUGACCUGUCGGAACGGCUGUUGCCACUGGCGGCCUGUGCAGAUCCUCACAGGAACCGACGUUCUCACAGUGAGAAGGACUACCGAAUCCACAAACACAGAAAGAAGAACCACUAUCCCGCACCCUAUCUGUGUCAGAGUCCGCCUGCUUAUAUUCACACAGGUGAUGUGUCGCCCAUCAGUAUGUCCCCUAUCAGCCAAUCGCAGUUCAUCCCCCUGGGAGAAGUACUGCUGUUGGCUAUCUCUGCUAUGAACUCCACUCAUAAGCCUGUAACUCAGGAGGCCCUAACUGAACAUCUGCAGACAUGUUUUCCAGGUGUGCCCACCCCGACGGAGGAGGUCCUGCACCACACGCUCAACAUGUUGGUCCGCGAGCGCAAAAUCUACCCGACAACUGACGGAUAUUUUCUUGUAACUCCUCAAACUUACUUCAUCACUCCGAGCCUAAUACGAACCAGUUCCAAGUGGUACCACUUAGAUGAGCGAUCCGCAGACCGCCAUCAGAAUCAGCAGCAGAAUCAGCAGACGCAGUGCACCUCGCCGCUCUCCGGCACCGUCACGCCGUCCACCUCUGGCGGCGUUCGAGAUAGAACGCAUCCGAAAUCCAACCAGAACCACAGCGGGGGCGGCGGAGUCGUGGAUUCCUUUCACGGCAACACCUAUCGUGGAGACGACCCCCCCAGUCAUCACAACACUCUGCAACACAGAUCCUCCAAAGACCCCCGGGAAGCAUACUCGUCUCCACAUUCUCCACAGUCGCCUCCUCAGCUAGCGGGAGGCACCGCAGAAAAAAGCCGCAACACCCUCGGGUUCCCUUUCAAGACGGACACGCUCACAAAGCAUCGUGGAGGAGGAGGAGGGGGUGGAGGCGGGACCGGUGAGCAAGAGAAGCAACCAGGAAGUGGUACAGCGAGUCGUAAGUUCGGUUUGAAGCUGUUCCGUCUCAGCUUUAAGAAAGACAAAGCCAAGCAGUUGGCCACCUUCUCUGCACAGUUCCCGCCCGAGGAGUGGCCUCUCCGCGACGAGGAGUCGCCCAGCCAGCUCCCACGUCACAUAGAGAUGGAGAUCAUCCGCAGAAUCAACCCCGAUCUCACAGUAGAGAACCUUGCUCGGCACACAGCGGUCAUGAAGCGUCUCGAAGAAGAGCGCGCUCAGAGGAGCAAAGCCUCGUCAGCCAAUCACAGUUCAAGAAGCAGAAGAAGCGGAGGCAGACAUCGGAAGCCAUCUCAGACCAAACUUAGCCGCUCACACAGCAAGACGAGGGUGUCUCGUGGUGAGCACAGCGAGAGUUCCCAUUUGGAACUGACCGACAAGGACUAUAGAGCCUACUCAUCGUCACUGGCUCGGUCGCCGAGGGAACACGCCCUGGCCAUGGAACGACAACGGACACGCCUUCAUCUGGCACACAGCAACCCCAACAUCCUUGACUCCUCCCAUUUACCUGUCACGCCGGAAUGGGAUGUGUCUGGAGAGUUGGCCAAACGACGGACAGAAAUGCCUUUCCCGGAGCCGAGCCACGGCCCAUCGGCGCACCACUCCAAAGUCCACCGCUCACACUCUCACACGCAGGAGAGGAAAUCCCGGAAUGAACGCAGCGAUAAAGCCAAGGAACGUUCCAGAUCUAUGGAAAAUUCAAAAGGGCCACUCGGAGCCGGCUUGAUUGGACCACCCAGUUACUACGAUGAUCGAAGUCGUUAUUAUACCGAUGACGGAACCUUACGAGCCAACAAGAGCUCCUGCCACUACCCUCACACUACUCCCCCCUUGGCGAAGAUGCCGGGGGAAUCACUCGGGUUGGAUGGGAGCAGGAGUUUGGAAAAAUGUAAGAGUCGGGACAGUCUGCCAGCAUAUUCUCCUAAACCACAGCACAACUCUGUCCCUGCUGAUGGCUACUUCCAGUGCUCCGGUUCUUCUGAGGCUGUACUCAUAGCCCCGAGUCCACUGGGAACUCUUGGCAGAAGUAGCCAGGAAGGGUUGAAACUGGGCAGCGGCGACUGGCAAACAGAAAGACAGACACCGCAUCCUCCGGAAAAUAAGGAGGACUUGUCAAAAGCGGGACCUAAAGGAGGCAGCCUGCCUCCAAUACCUCUCUCAAUGCCAGAUCCCCCCGUUUCCAACGGACGACCUCCCCACAGCGGUCAGGAAAAAUGUAAGGAGAUCUUUAGUAAAGACACGCUUUUCAAACCGCCUCCUGGCCUUCCUUUGCCGGGAUAUAGCUCCCUGAGGAAAACCCCUGUCCUCACCUCCUCCAAUCUGUCUUCAUCCUGCGAUGCACUUGAUUCCCAGGAGGCCUAUGACGCUCCCAAACCUCUGGUUGCGACACCUUCUGCUUCCAUACCGGGGAGUGAACCCACAACCAGUACCGCAGAGGUCUCCUUUGACUAUUACAAUGUUUCAGAUGAUGAUGAACUUGAGGAGGGAGGCACGAAAAGCAGGGGCGAGGAUGGUAAAACCGGAGGAGGUGUUGUCGGAAGGGGAGGCGGCGGAGCAGGUACGAUGCAGUGGCUAUUGGAGAGAGAGAAGGAAAGGGAUCUACAGAGAAGGUUUGAAAGAACCCUCACCUUCCCCGGUGCUAAAGAGAACCUUCCGGAACCCAGUCAGAAUCAGCAGUCUGCCCACUCUGCCAGACUGGACAGUAUGGACUCCAGCUCAGUUACUGUUGACAGCGGAUUCAACUCACCAAGAACGAGGGAGAGCCUAGCAUCAAACACCUCCUCCAUAGUGGAGAGUAAUCGUCGGCAGAAUUUGGCUCUCAGUCCCGGCCACCUCGGCAUUACAAACAGCAACGUUCCCCCUUUCUCAUUCCGCACUAUCCCUGAACCAGCUGGGAGCCAACCAGAGAAACUCCAAAAGCCCAACGCCUGCCUUGCAUCAAUCACCAGCGUCUAGGGGGGGGGGGGGGCAUAACGAAGGGCGAGUGGAAGUCACACCCCCAAGGACUGUUAUACCUGCAGACUGUCAACGUUGACUGAAUCAGUGGAGCUUGCCACAAGACCACUGUGGAACUACAGCUGUUAACACACACACACACACACACACACAAACAAACAUAGGGAUUAAGACCACCAUGAGACUGCUGAUAAACACACACAUUAACACUAAGCCACCGGGCUGAUUGACCAUGUCAUUUCAUAGCCUCUAGUUUACACACUGCUAUUGUGUUCUUUCACUUGCGUGGGUUCUACUCUGUGUGUGUGUGUGUGUGUGUGUGUGUGUGUGAAUGCAUCAGAGUGUGAUGGUUGUGUAAUAGUAAUCUGUAAUCUCAGGUCAUUUUUCAUUCAUUUCAUUAUCACUCUUCAUUGCAGCUGCUCCGUAUGCGUGCAUCUUUCUCCAGCGGUGUGCUUCCACACACCGAAUGAAAGGUCAGAAGCUCCGCUACUCUUACUGAUACUACACACAUGCUCUCUCACACACUUUCCGCUACACUUUCACUCAAUCGUGGCCGACUGACUAAAAAAAAUGUGAGCGGCACGGCCUAGAACCAGGGCCAUCGUCCAUAAAGAAACCCAAAAAUCCACUUGAUUAAUGUUGACUUAGGUCAGUGAUUUUCAACCACGGUGCCGCGGCACACUAGUGUACCUUGAAAAACCGUCAGGUGUGCCGUGAGGAAUUAUCCAAUAUCACUUUUUAUAAUUAACAUUUAUUAAUCAUUUGCAAAUAUUAUGUUAAUAGGCAUUAUGUCAAUAGUAUACAUGGACCCAAAUAUUCCAAUUGCAUUUAGUUUAAUUGCUCAAACGGAAAAAGAAUUGAACACGGAUGGAAUAUUCCUUUAACCAAUCCGAUUCAUCACCCGCUCAAAUGGAAAUUUGUCAGUGUGGUGUUUUUCUUCUUCUGUUGUUUAUUGGCGGUUGGCAAGCAGCUUUCGUGUGCAUUAGCGCCAUCUGUGGAACAGAAUCUAAACCAGGGGUGGGCAAACGUUUUGACUCGCGGGCCGCAUUGAUAUAACAAAAUUUCCGGGGGGCAGACUAUAUAUUUUACACGUAACAGUCCACCUCGUAUUAUUGUAUCUGUAAAAUUGUCAUGCAAUCUGCUAUUAUUAUUUAUUAUUUUAUAUUUAUAUUUAAAUAUUUUAAAAAUAAUAAAAUAUUAUAAUAAUUAAAAUAAAAUUAAAAUAAUAAUAAUUAUUAUUAUGUAAAAUAUGCAAAUAUAACAAUAUUAUUAUAUAUAAUUAAUAUAAUAAUUAGCAUUAAUAUAAUAAAUAUAAUAAUCAUCAUAGUUAUAAUAAUAAUAUAAUAAUUAUUAUUUUAAUUUUUAUUAUUAUUAUGUGCUUGUGUCUCUUUUUUCAGGAGCACUUUGUAAACAACAGACCAUGUCAAACAACGAAAUUGAUACAACCAUCAAAAGGUUGGCUCAGGCCAUGAUGCCAGGUUGUAUGUUGAGUUUAAAUGAAAUACUUUUGAAAGAUUGGGCGGGCCGUAUUCAAACACUUGGCGGGCCGGAUGUGGCCCCCGGGCCGUAGUUUGCCCACCCCUGAUCUAAACCCUUCUAUACUUUAUUCACAAGUGCAGUUUUAUUAAAAAAGAAAACAUAUAUCUAUAUAAAACAUGUCCUGAGUUUAAUGAUAAAAUAUCAGCAAGAUUGAAUUUGAUCUUUUCCUGUUUAAAUUGAUCCCGGGUGCGUUCUUUCAGCGCAUGCUCAGAUAUGACGUAACACGCAGAUCUAGAUGUUCUUCAGUUUUAAAAAUGGAGGCCAGCAAUCGGCAUUGGACUAAGCAAAGUUUGUUUUGGAUUCAAACUAAAUUUCAAGACUGGACAGACGAAAAACUGUCAAUACGGAGUUAUUCCAAAAAGUGAAAGAAAAACUUUGGGAAGCCGAUAUCACGUGAUGUUGGUGUUUACUUUUUACUGGGCAUGCCCUAUUGACUAUUCUGGUUGAUUUUCACGACGCAUGUAGACAAGAGAUUGGAAUAUUCCUUUCUAUGGAUACCAUUGUUUCCCGAAAGGUCAUUCGGAAAGAGAAAAAGUGGUGAUGUAAAAACGUGGCUACUGUGGAGUGUCUGUGGUGUAAAGACUGGCAGAGCAAUGUAAUAUUGGUCCGUGUGGCAACACCUACCUUGUUCCUCCCAUAGACUUAUUGAUGCACGUGUGAGGUCGUGGUGACAUUUUGGAACAUUUUUGCUUAGUGGUGUGCCACAAGAUUUUUCCAAAAAAGGUUGAAAAACACUGACUUAGGCAAUAUUCAUAUGGUUUUAUAAUGGCGUCCAGCCCUUACAGCGUCUCCUGAGAAGAAUUCCGUGUCAAAAAAAACAUCCCAAGUCAUCCUCAACGCUCCUUUUUUCAACUACCUCCACAACAGCAAAAACACGCCCAUCCAUGAUCACACUUGACGUGAGCUUCUGGCCUGUGAAUGUCUGCACAUACACAACACAUUCACACAGUACACAACACAACACACAUCCAAGUGCUGGACUCCCUUACCGUUUGUUCACCAUGGAUUCUAACAUUUCUGCUUCUAAGUGCAAAAAGCGCAUGGAAGAAUCCCUGACUCAUUUGGGAAUAUAUGCGUACACUGGAAAAUUCUAUAGAAAGCUCUUCUGGGAUACCACACAAUAAUGUAGUUUCUAUGAAAAACUAAUUUGUACCGGGGUACUCAAUGUUUGUGUUACGAAUAUUUUAAGAAGAUUCAGCUGUUCCCAAAUACGUAAGCUACUAAGGCGUCCACCAAACGGUACAGUUCUGCUCAGUAUCGUCGAGUAAGUGACAUUCAACAUCGUUUUUCUGUCAGCCAUGUUGAUUUUCUUUGAGGACUACAACACCGUGUCAGUGGUAUGCUAUCAAUAUCAAGCAGGGGUGUCCAAAGUGUGGCCCGGGGAGGUGGGGGGAGAAUUUGUGGCCUGAGGCUGUUUUGUUGUUUUGGCACGGAGCGCCUUCUAAAAAUAGAAUUGUUAAAAAAAAAUCAGCAAUAAUUUUGAGAAAGAAAAAAGUUAAAAUAUUAAGAAGGAAAAAGUUUAUCAGGCGGCACGGCGGUAUAUUGGUUAGCGCGCUGACCUCACAGCUAGGAGACCAGGGUUCAAUUCCACCAUCUGUGUGGAGUUUGCAUGUUCUCCCCGUGCAUGCGUGGGUUUUCUCCGGGUACUCCGGUUUCCUCCCACAUUCCAAAAAAAAACAUGCUAGGUUAAUUAGCGACUCCAAAUUGUCCAUAGGUAUGAAUGUGAGUGUGAAUGGUUGUUUGUCUAUAUGUGCCCUGUGAUUGGCUGGCGACCAGUCCAGGGUGUACCCCGCCUCUCGCCCGAAGACAGCUGGGAUAGGCUCCAGCGCUCCCGCGAAAAUGAACGAAUUAAGUUUUUCAGAAUAAAGUUCGCAUAAAGUUUAAAUAUUGACAGAAAAAAAAGAUAUAUUUUAAAAGUUGUGAUAUGAGAAACAAACACGAAUAAAGUUGUAAUUUUUGGAGCAUUAGUUUGGGGGAAGUUCUAGUAUCGGAAUAGAGUCAUAGUAAGAGAAUAUUCAGAAUUUUUUUAAAAAUUACAAAAAAAAAGUUAAAAUAUUUGUAAAAUUCAAAGAAAAAAAAACAACUAUAAUUUUAAGAAAAUAAAGUCACAUUCUAAUUCUAAUGUGCUUUUGUGACAGCUCAAAUAUCUUAACAACUAUACUACAACAUAACACAAAAAAGUUGUUUGUUUACAAAUAUAACACCAUAAACUAUUUACAGUUUUCACAUUUAGAACUAAACUGUGCGUACAUGCGUUAAAAUGCGUAAGUACUCCUCUAUGAGCUCUUAUCAAAUGCACUUCUGUUUAAAAAUAUGUAUAAAUACGUCUUUAAAGACAGAAUACGUUAUUUUUUCAACGCCGUAAUAUUGUGAGGGAAAAAAAAUAUUAUAUUAUGCAAAUAAAGUCAAAAUAUUAAGAGAUUAAACUAUAUGGAAAAUGAAGAAAUGGGGGAAAAAAACAGCAAAGACCAAAGUUGACACUACUAAUACGCUUUUUCACAUACACUCUAAAAAGUAAUUCUUGAUUUAAUACAUAAAUACAAUGUAAAAAAAAAAAUGUAAUUAAUUGAUUUAGAUAAACUUUCUAAGUUGCUUACUUAAUUUUUUAAGUUAUGUUCAAAUAAUUUUGGCUAUUACAUACACUCCAAUUUUAUUUAUUUUAUUUAGCAAAUUUUAUAUAUAUAUAUAUAUAUAUAUAUAUAUAUAUUAAGUUACUGCUACUUAAAAAGCUGUGUGCAUUAUUAUAAUUAAGUAGACAACAAAUUAAACUAAUUUGAAUAAAAUGAUCAAGUCAGUUGACUUUACAUAUUUUUUUGAGUUACGAACUUAAAAACUUUAUUAUUCUUUUUUAUUUAAAAAUAAUUAUUCAGUAAGCAUUACUUAAAAUAAACUUUGAGUGAAGAGGAAAAGCUAAUUAGUGCAAUGCAAUAUUGUUUGUUGGUUCAAAGCAAUUUCUAAUUAAGUUGUCAUAACUAAGAAAGACUAAUUGUUACAUUUUUGCGUUGUUUUUUUUUUUUGAGGCUAAACAUUUAUUUUUUUAGUGUAUACCAUAUAUCACAAAGCGGAGGUGCGGUUUCUUGCCUUGAAAUAUGACCCUUGCAUGCUUUCAUUUUUUCAGUGUGCUGGAAAAUGUUUGGACACCCCUGCUGUUAAACGGAACAGUACUGCUUGGUGGUAUAAGUACACCUCAAGGCCAUUUUGUCUCCAGUACUUUAAUGCUAUUAUACAGUACAGUAGUAUUUACAAAUCAAGUACGAAUAAGGUCAACCCACUGCAUGUGCGGGUUCUACCGUUAGCGAGCGGAUCAUAUGAACGAUUCUUAAUUCAACCGUGACUCUUUUUUUAUUUUAUUUCUAUGAGCUAUUCUUUUCGGUUCAUUUGACCUGUUUACUUGAUACCCAAUCUGAGCCCGUUCGUUAUCAUCCGCUGAAUGCUGCUGACUCAUGUUUGGCGUUAGCGUCUUUUUCAGGCCUGGUGUGUUGAUUAUGCCUUUGCAGCUCACAUGAAAGUGAAACAUGAAACAUGAAAAUUAUACAGUAAACCUCGGAUAUAUCGGAGUCGGAUAUAUCGGAAAUUCGCUCACAACGGACAGAUAAAAAAGAACCAAUUUUUCUGUAAUGCAUUUCCAAUAAAAAUUCAUUGCAUAUAUCGGAUUUUUUAUAACGGAUUUCGCCUAUUUCGGACAAAAUCUCCAGUCCCGUUCCAAUGCAUUUCCAUUAAAUUUCCCUCGCAUAUAUCGGAUGGCCGCAUCGUGGCGCUCCGAUUCGCCGAAUCGUGACAGGCCGCUAUACGACGUCAUUUGCAGCGUUUGCAGCGUUGCCUGCGCCCAGGUACAUUGGAAACAUAGUCAAGGAAGUGCCUUUUUAUAACGGAUAAAAUCCGAUUUACGCAUAUACCGGAUAUAAAUUCGAUAUAUGCGUAAAACGGACAUUUUCCGGUAUACGCAUAUAACGGAUUUCGCUUAUAUCGGACAAAACCAGUGGGAACAAUUGAAUCCGAUAUAUCCGAGGUUUACUGUAUAUAUAUAUACAUAUAUAUACAGUUCUGCUCAGAAGUUGACAUACACUCAUCAUGGGAAUGAAUUUCAGAUCCAUUUUGGGCCUUUUAUGAUUUAUGAUUUAUGUUUAUACGGUGUGCACAAUCCAACAUGGAUUACAGUAACCUCUCGCCACUUGACGCUCUAUCUCUAUCAUGGUUUUCACAAUCAUUGCUGUUUUUGUGGUUGAAUACAGCCUAUUAUUAGUCCAAAAAUAUGCAUAUAUAAGCAGAUUUUUACAAUUUCUUAACCCCUAAAUUCAUAAUACUAUAACUAUAAGGCAUUCCAAAGACAUUCGAAGAUAUGUGGUAUUCUACACUGGUUGCUAGGUGUCAGUGACUGCAGGAAGUAAAGAACAAAAUACUACCAUGGCGAGUCUAUAUUCUUAUAUCAUUUUCUCUUAUGUCUACUAUAUCGGUGGUGAUAUCCAUCUCCAGACAAUUUCAUGUCUAGACAGUUCUAAUAAUUCAUUCAUUCAUUUUAUACCGCUUUUCCUCACAAGGGUCGCGGGGGUGCUGGAGCCUAUCCCAGCUGUCUUUGGGCAAGAGGCGGGGUACACCCUGGACUGGUCGCCAGCCAAUCACAGGGCACAUAUAGACAAACAACCAUUCACACUCACAUUCAUACCUAUGGACAAUUUGGAGUCGCUAAUUAACCUAGCAUGUUUUUUUUUUGAAUGUGGGAGGAAACCGGGAGUACCCGGAGAAAACCCACACAUGCACAGAGAUGCCCUAGGUGUGAGGUCUGCGCGCUAACCACUAGACCACCGUGCCGCCCUGUAAAAAAAGAAGGUUUUAAGUAGGUUUUCUAUGCCAUAACUAUAAAAAUAUUCAAUAAUCCUACUUUUUCAUGCACAGUACAGCCUCAAAAUAUGUUUCAAUAUGAUUCCACCAGCUUGCCACGCCUGUUUUUCGGGCACUUUGGCCUAUUUCCAGCACCCAUGAGUGUAUGUAAACUUCUUUGGAAUGUAUCAGACAUGUCCAUUGUUCAGGCGAGCCCUAAUCACGAGACAUUGAGUCCUUCCUUUGUCAUUACUGUACAAUUGGGCUGGAGUCCCAAGUCUACCUCUCCAAACAGGAUGUGUAUCAGCUUACGUUGUCGCUUUGAACACAGUCGUGGUCAAAGGGUUCCUCCGACUGCCGUUUAUGGUGCUCACUCACCCUUUUGUUCUCAAUUAGUCUGUAAGAUACCACCACUGUUGGAUUAACCACUGAGUCCAUGACUCCAUAGGGGUCUACGCUUCAGAUACGGUGGAGGGGCCUCAUGUCUAAUAUUUGCACUGCCCUAAUGAUCCCCCCCCCCCACCCGCCCACCUCCAUCUACCUUGCUCCCCCUGCAAGUCAGCCACCCACAGUCAUGUGACCUUCCAUCACGUUUUUCUACACUGACAGUCCAAGAAAUGUCUUCCCUUAACAUCGGCAUUGGGUUGUGAAAAGUAUGACAUAGCUUGAAACGGUGACAAUAUGUCAUAUCUGUAAAUGAUGUUUAUCUGCCAUGCCUAGUCAAAUAAUUGCAACAAUAAAAAGAGGGAUUUUUGAAAAAAAAAAUGUCUAUAAUAUCUGAAAGUCCCUUUUGGUGUUAGUACUGGUGUUACCAUUGUUGUAGUGUAUGUGAUACCCUCAUGGGGAUUGUGUUACUUUUUAAGAUAAUAAAAUCAUGUUUGGUUA